GGCUCGCUGCAGUGCUGCUGCGGUUCCCGGCCGGCACCAUGCGCGGCUGCGGCUCCGGGACGCGCGCCCUGCGGCUGCCGCUGCUGCUGCUCUCGCUGGCCGCAAUGUGCCUGUCGGAGGACGCGCUCUCAGGUCCAACUACGACAACACAAAGCACCAGUCAGCAAACUCAGAAUAUUUUAAAUAAUACACCAACGGAGCAUAAUGUAUCUACACCUGGUCAAGCUAUAACAACUCAAGGUGUCCAUCAGGAAACUCGGGAGAGUUUUUCUGAGAAUACAUCAGGGGGGCAUGACAGAUCGACAGAUGGUCCACGUUACACCACACAACAGACUAAUCUCACAUGGAUGGCAUACAACAUAUCCAUACCUGGAUUUUCUUCUCCGUUAAUCGAAAAAAAUAUCACAUUAGACAGUCCAGCUAACAUUGAACUUUCGUGUACUGUGGCCAGUGUAUCUACUCAUGCGGUAGCCAUUGAAAAGACUUGGAAGAAGGAUACUAAAACAAUUGAAAGUAAUGUCACCAGUAAUGAAACCAAAAAUGUCUGGAGUACUCAGUAUAAAUUGCAGAUCCGAGAGAAAAAAGACAUGGGAAGUUACAUGUGUGUUAUGAAAGGUGAACAGGAAGUGCAAGCUGUCUUUCAUUUAAAAGUGCCUAAAAUUAAAGGAAAAGAAAAGCCCAUAGUCAGUUAUGAAGGAGAUUCCGUUGUCAUGGUAUGUGAAAGUGGCAACUAUAUUCCUAUCACUUGGAUCUGGUAUACAAUUAAUGGAAGUCACCAGGUUCCUAUUAAUGAUUCCCUGAUGCCAGAGAAGUACAUAAUUGAUAAAACACCUGCCAACAAAACCCAUCUCAAGAUUAUGAAGCUCACAGGGCAAGAUGGUGGAUUAUAUGUGUGCCAAGCUGUAUUCAAACUAGGAGAAAACAAUGGAGAAGUGAAUCUUAAAGUUCUCAACUACAUGGUGCCACUCAAACCAUUUUUUGCAAUAGCUGCUGAAGUUAUUGUAUUAGUAGCUCUUAUUUUCCUUUAUGAGAUAUACUCCAAAAAGAAAGAAAUGCUUGCAGAAGGUGAAAAAGAAUUUGAACAAAUUGAGCAACUAAAAUCAGAAGAAAGCAAUGGUGUUGAAAAUAGCAGUACCAGGCAUAGAAAAGUUUAAAUCAGUUCCCAAUCCAAGGAGCCUUCAAAUCAAGAGAAAGCAAACUACAGAACGAUAUAUUACAACUAUGUAUUUCAAAUAUCUAUUAUGCUUCUAAUUAGAGCUUUCCAGAUGUGUAACCAAAGUCAUUAUCUCUUAUAAUGUUUUUAAAAUAUAGACAUGAAAUUGCCUUUCUGCUAAAUAAUCACUUUAUAAACACAGUACUGUAUCCUAAUAUUGCACAUACACAUGGGCUGUCUCAUGCCUGUUGUGUUUAUGUUCCUUCUAGUAAAAAAGCAAUCUUUCUACUACUCAAAAAUCAGUUAGUUAAGACUAACCAUGUUAGUCUUAGCCUAUUAGGCUUUGCUUCCUGCAUUGGGUCCAAUCCUGCUUUCACUGAGGAAACAAGUGAUACAGGAUCAGGGCCAUUAUCUAACAAUGAAUAUUAUGGAGGUAAGUUCACCUUCACGAAAGUACUUUUCAAUCUUGAAGUGCUUACACCAAAUAAAAAUGCCUUUUACUAGGAAAUUGAACAAAUUCAACACAAACAAGCCUUUUUUCCUACCAAAGGACUGAUCAAGGGGAAUCUUUAUCAUAGUUCUUAUGCAAUAUAUAUAUAUAUUUUUUUUUUUACAAUUUCUUAGGAAAAUACAAAAAUUCUCAUUUUUUUUUUUUUUUAUUUAGUAUCAUUUUAUAGAUGAGGAAGUUUAAGGUGCUACAAUUGCUUUGACUUCCUGACUGAAUACAAAAGGCCACAUUUUGUACUAUAACACUAUGGCCAGUACUUCUCAAAUUAGUAAAUAAAUGACUAUACAUGUACAGUACUGAAAGUCCCUAGCACUGACUCAAACAUCAAUGGCCAGAUAUAUUCCAUAUAUCGGGCAUGGAGCAGGCGUAAGUAUCUAAGUACUCUUUGGUCCUGUUUGAACCCCUGAAAAGCUUAAUACCAAAAAUGAGCAAGUCAUCCUCCUCAAUGCUUUUCUGUUAGUCUUAAUGGUCAGAUAAUGUCAUGUUAUAAAAAUAUAAAAUUUUCAGGGACCUGACCAGGGUACAAUAAAUUUGAACUUAAGGCCUAAUUUUGCUUAGAUGCCUAAUAGGUAGUAUAGAACCUGGACACAAAUAUCUGCCCUAAUUAGGCAACCUCCUGUUUUUAGAGCUUACCUGAAAGUGUCCCUGAAUCUAAUAAGUUCAGGUCUUCUGUAUGUCACUUAGACGACACUAAUGGCCACUUUCGAUGACCUUUACUGCUAGUCCUAUUGGACACUAGAAAGGUUUUGCUGUUCUGGAUAUUUACAUACCUUCUUUCACCUCAAAGAAUUAAGGAAAAUAAGCAACAUUAACCCAAUUAAAUUAACUGUAUUGUUAUCAUUGUAUUUUAUUUAAUGUCCCCAUUCUUAUGCAAAUUGCCAAUGACCACAAAUGGGCAGGGCCUCGCUUGUAUAACUUAUGCAAAAGACAGUACUUCCAGAAGAACAGUGACAUGUUCCCCCAUUCUUGGAUUUUGGUGUAAUACUAGUAGCCAAGCAGGCUACCUACAAUCCUCACUACCACCUCCUAUAACAUCCUAGAUUAUUCUUUCAUAAAUUCCCAUUUAGGUAAAGAGAUGGGUCUAAUGCUGCUUAACUUGUGAGACCAGUUAGAACCACAGUACCAAAUGAUACAGCUGCAGGUAGUCCUGUAAUAAGCCAUUGUAAUAAACCACAAGCCAUUGCAGCUUGUGAAGUUGCCACAGAACUAAUACCAGCAAUUAAGGGUGCCAGUUAGUUACAAUAUAUAUUCAGCAAAUGAAACCUAUACAUUGGUUCAUUUCCAGCAGUAAGAAUUUAUCUGAAAAUUCUUCCCCAUGCUCCCUCUGAUCAGUUGAUUGGUGGAGAGGGGUGGCUAUCACAGGAGAAUGCCCCCCACAUGCUGAUUGGAUGAUUGCUGGGAAGGGAGGGGAUAUUCCUUGCAGGAUCCCCACAGGGCUUUCUGACAGCUUGCCCCUGGAUGAGCUAUCACAGAGCCAGUGCUCUCCCUCCCUCUUCUUGGAAGGGAAGAAGGGAUAACAGCAGACUAUGGUUCUCUGGUUGUGGGUAUCCUCCACACCUGAAGAAGUAGACAAUCAUUCAAAAUAGAUCAGGAGAGAGAGAGAGAGAGAGAUGUUCCCCAUGUAAAUCUAAUUUCCUUGCAAAAGGCUCAAUUCUCUUUCACAAGAAAUCUCUUGAACAAAUGAAUACUCUCUCUUUUUGUGCCAAGAAAAUGGUUUCUGUCCUGGCACAAACCUAACACCUGUUCAUUACCAUUGUGUAAUUGACUGCUUUUCCAUUACAAACUCCUGCUUGAGUCCACAGAAGAAAAUUAAGCAUCCUUUUAUUUAAAAGAAGCAGGGAGCAUUUAUUUUAAGUAAAGGAGAAAACACUCAAGAACUUUUCCCUUGUCCCUGUGAAAGUACUUUAAGAAACUAAUGUAGGCAAAUAUAUGCAGCUUCUUGUUCAGGAGAAAAGAAAAGCCAGCGCUUAAGUUGCACAGACUACAAUGUCAAUGCUAUUUUGCUGUUUGGCAAACAAAACAGACAAAAAGAAAAUAUGAUUAACACACAAGACUGAGAAGGGGGUGCUUAUAAAACCUUGUUUACAGUCUUUCUGGAUCUGGAAGUAGUAGUUACUGUCUGUAAUGUUGGUUUUGGGAAUAGAUAUCCAGUUUGACUUGUUUUAAAUUAAAGAAUGAGUUUAAUGUUGUACCCUAAUUAGCACAAAGUUUAAAGGCUAAAUAAAAAGCAGAGUCUCACAUGUUUGGAUAGUGAUCACUGAUAAAGAUUUCCCUGGUCAAGAUACUGUGUUUUAUUACACUCAGCCUCAAUCUUCCAGUGCACUACAUAUAAACCAAAACAGUUACAGCUUUUAUAUGAAUUUGUAUCAUUAUCAUAUUCAUAUUUAUUGUUAGAGCAAGUAAAGAUACAUUUACUAUUUUAAAAAAUAAAUUGCUUGAUUUUGUUGUUCAUCUAUUGAUUAUGUUAAUGAAUAACAUUCCAAGAUUAUAACCUUUUUUGGUAAAAAAAAACAAACUUCAUACCUAAGGACUUCAGAUUAUUUAUUAAACUUUAGUGUUUAUUUGGUUUGUGAUGCAUGUUAAUCUUCACUUGAUACACAUAUUUAAUUCCCAAACUAGAAAUGUUGGGAAUUAUGUGCUGCACUAGAAUAUAACCCAAGAGGACUCUUAGUUUUUGUUCUUUUAAACAAUAUCUUGCAAACAUUUCUGUAGAAUUUCUUGCUUCUCUAAGACAUCCACAGUAGCCAAACAUGAAGAGUUAGCUUUAUAUAGCUGCAAGUGUCCUUAAAUGAAGUGCAUCUUGGCACAGCAGUUAAAAACAAUAUCGGGGGAAAAGGUACAGGCCAUUUGUACCUAUUGGCAUAAAUUUAAUAUAUUUCAGAAUUGCCUGCCAUAUAAAAAUACCUAUGCAUAUUAAAGUAGUAAUGAUGAAGUGAUUAAGAAUCCACAGCAUUUUUUUGUGGAUACCCUCGUCUCCUCAUAAUAAAACUAUUAGGCCAAAUCCUGAGAGAGACUGAGAACUGCACUCCUGCUAAUUUAAUUGAAAAUUGACAGUGCCUGCUUCAGAGAACUGCAUCACAGAUGCUCAGCAUGAAUCAAGUUAAGAUUCCCUCUCAAGAAAAGAAAAAGAGCAACUCUGCUUCCCAUCCCAUGGAAUCUCCAGAGUCUCUAACUCCAUCUCCAUCAUACUUCUGUGCACUAUAAUCUGAUAUUGUACUGCCAAAUCUCCCCCUUUUACAGAAUCUAUUUUAUGUACAUGGUUGCUACAAGCAAAAGUUCCUGGAUAUUUAUUCUGUGAUUCCAGACAUCAAGCUAGAGAUGAACAAAUACUUACUGAAGAAAAACUACCCAGUCUGUGCAUAUUCAAAUGGUUACUGUACAAAGGUAUGUAAGCUACUUUACAUAUCUAUUUAAUAUGCAUAGGACAGGGCAGAGUUGCAGCUUAUAAAGUAAUUCGGAGCUACAUAGGUUUUUGUAAGCAACAGAUUACUUUUUCAGAUAUUGUGAAUGGACUUUGAUAGCAUGGUCCUUUUAUAGGAUUCUACAAAGCAAGCUGCUGCUUACAAAAGCAUAUUCAUCUCAGAACUGGUCUAUAAGGUACCAUGCCUUCUGUCUGGCUUCAGACUAACACAGCUAAAUACCUCUCAUUUACAAUGCAUGUGCAGGUUCUAUCAGGACAAUUUAAGAGGCCUGUCCUGAAAUUCUGGGAAGUAAUAAUUAAUUAAACAAAAAAAAUCUAGGAAACAGAAGCCACAAAAAUACAAAAGCAGAGCCAAAAUCAUCCUUAAACCAAUUACUCUUCAAAUACAAUGCACAAGUAAUUCUGGCUAUACACAUUUUAACUUCUUGGGUCCUUAUGCUUGGAGCUAACUGUACUGGUUGACUUGAAUCUAUGCACUAACUGUGUCUAUAUCAUGGUUUGUUACAUAUAUUCAAAGGUCAAACUUUGCUCGCCUUAACAGUAUAUCUCCUAUCACACCCACCUCUAUCUUCCCAACCCUACCAUCACAGCUCAGAUUUCUCCCCCAAGCAGAAAAUAUUUGCAGGAAAUUCCACAAGGUGACUCGUAUAGACUUUUCUGGCUUCCAAGCUCCUGAAACCCAUAGGUAAUUUACUGGGAAGAGCAAAGUAAGCUCUUGUUUUCCUGGGUAGAAUGGACUUCAGGCAGCUCUAGGACCAGACUCAGAUUCAGAUUGCUGACUGCGGGCAACGAAGUUCUCAAAUUUGGAAGCUAAAAUCAGUCUCAAUUCUAAGACCAUGAAGUAUCCCAUGCUGACAAAAUGCUGAAGGGUAGCAGAACGUAAUUUCCUAUUGAAGUCAGUAUCCCUAGUUUUCUUUUUGUAUGAGUUUCUGAGCACCAGCUUACUACUUUGAAUCAGCAAAAGUAUAAAAUUUUUGCAUAGCUCUGUACCUAUAGGAGAGACACAGAAUGUUAAAUUCUUGGAGUUUUUCAUCCUCCCCCAGCAGCUUGAACUGCUAUAGCAGAUUUACUGUCGAUUGAUUAUUUUAUCAUACCAGUUCAUCCAUUUGUAAUCUAUUAUUGCUGGUCUCUUCAUGACCCUGAUAAAAGAUUGGUUAUAACCUAAGAGGUUCAAUUCUUCAACCCUAAGUAACAAAAGCACAUCUUUCUGGGAUGUACCCUUUGAAUUUAUAACUGCUAAGUAUUAAUAGUUUGGCUCAUGUAUUUUUAUGUUAAAAUUAAAUGUUUGUUUAUAUUAUUGUGGAAUUACAUGUUUCCAUCUUUUAAAAAUAUAUUGAUUUCUCACAGAAGUGUAUUUUGCUAAUGAGCAAAGAAUAUGAUUCUUGUUUAUUUAACAAUAGAAUAAGAGAGAGAGAGAAAUUAAUCAGAUGAGAUUUACAAUCAACUGAUUUCUGGUUUUUUGUUUUCUAAAUUGACAUUACAAGUUAUGCAACAGUGCCUUGAAGGAAGGAACAAAUUUAACAUGUUUUAAGUUCAUUUUUGUGUUUUGCAAGAACUAUCUUUGUGUUUUCAGAGGAAGCUUGAUGGUAAAAAUCUAGUCAAUGAUUACUGAGUCUAAUGCUGUUUAUCUUGCUUGCCUUAUUUUACAUUUUGAAUGUAGAUCUGUACUCACUCAUCUGUGUUAUAUUGUCCUGCCUGAACUGUAAGGUAUGCGUACUCAGUGGAACAUUUAUUUCUUAUAUGUUCGCUAUAAAUGCAAUAACAAAAAGAAUGGAAAUAGUGGGAACAGGCAAUACUGUAUAUACAUUUAAAUGCAAUAAACUUAAUGGAGAAGGCUGCCUAA
Molecule: messenger RNA, 6925 nt
Organism: Alligator mississippiensis (American alligator)
Lineage: Eukaryota; Metazoa; Chordata; Crocodylia; Alligatoridae
Gene: EMB
Product: embigin
Exons: 11
Coding region: 39-1154 (371 amino acids)
Biological process (GO): dendrite self-avoidance; axon guidance; homophilic cell-cell adhesion
Cellular component (GO): axon; plasma membrane
Molecular function (GO): cell-cell adhesion mediator activity
Source: RefSeq, a predicted model, not a curated record